Molecule: messenger RNA, 1296 nt
Organism: Wickerhamiella sorbophila
Lineage: Eukaryota; Fungi; Ascomycota; Dipodascomycetes; Dipodascales; Trichomonascaceae
Product: Kynureninase
Exons: 1
Coding region: 1-1296 (431 amino acids)
Biological process (GO): NAD+ biosynthetic process
Cellular component (GO): cytoplasm
Molecular function (GO): kynureninase activity; pyridoxal phosphate binding
Source: RefSeq, a predicted model, not a curated record
AUGAGCCAAAUGGAACUGGCCAAGGAGUUGGAUAAAAAGUUCCCUAGUUUGAAGGAAGACUUUGAGAUCCCUACUUUCAAAAGUGCAGGUAUCAAAGACUCUGAUGAGCAACUAAUCUAUCUUUGUGGUAACUCUCUGGGUCUCAUGCCCCGGGCCGUUCGAGAUGCAAUCAACAAAGAUCUCGAUGCCUGGCAAAGCCUGGCUGUUUUAGGCCAUGGUAAAAGACCAGAUGGAUCCAAUGGCUGGAUGGAGGCUGUUGAAGAAGCCAAUCCUAUUUUGGCCGAGCUGGUUGGUGCCAAAGAAGACGAAGUGGCCUUCACCGGCACUUUGACUUCUAACCUGAACCAGCUUUUGGAUACUUUUUACCGGCCAGAGGGGGAGCGUGUAAAGCUUCUUUUCGAGGACAAGGCCUUCCCGUCGGAUAACUAUUGUUUCCAGAACCAGGCCAGGCUCAAGGGUCAAAAUCCUGAUGAAGUGCUGAUUCGUGUCGAACCCCGAGCCGGUGAAGCAUUCCUGCGUAACGAGGACAUUGUUGAAAUAAUCGAAAAGCAAGGUCACGAAGUUGCCGUUUGCAUUUUCUCCGGAAUCCAAUAUUACACAGGGCAAAAGUUUGACAUCCCUGCGAUAACUGCUGCCGCGAGAAAGGCCGGCUGUAUUGUGGGGUGGGAUCUUGCCCAUGCGACAGGCAAUGUUCCUUUGAAAUUGCAUGAUUGGGGAGCUGAUUUUGCAGUGGGAUGCAGCUACAAGUAUUUGAACGGUGGCUCCGGAAACAUGGGAUUCUUGUUUGUUAACAAUAGACACUUUGGCGAUGAGGAACUUGCUCGCCCCGCAGGCUGGUGGGGUGUUGGUCUUGAUACACGGUUCAAAAUGGAGUGGGAGUUCCGGCCAAUUCGUGGUGCCAGAGGGUUCUGCCAGUCUUGUCCUAACUGGGCGGCCGCACCCUGCAUUGUACCCUCGCUCAAGCUGUUUAGGAAAGCUGGAGGAAUUGAGCAGUUACAGGCCCGCAGCAAAAGCCUGACCGGCCUGUUUGAUAAGAUGCUGCGUGCCUCCAGUCACUUUGGCAAAGACUUUGAACUUCUCACUCCAAGCGACCCGGAUCAACGUGGGUCCCAGCUGACCCUGCUGUUCCGCCCAGGUAUCAUGCCUAUUGUGUUUGAUGAGCUUGUCAAGGCUGGCAUUGUGGGUGAUGAGCGCAAUCCCGAUGCGAUCCGACUGGCUCCCACUGCUCUUUACAACACCCACGUCGAGGUUGUCCGAACUGUAGAAACACUAGAGCGCAUUCUCAGUAAUCUGUGA